AUGGGACUGGACAGUGACUGGCAUUCGGAGUACUACUUCCCCAUGCACCGGUGGGUGAACCACUCGCUGCGCUACGAGCUCGCCGAGUACGCGUGUUGCCUGCCGCAGGACGACCUGUGCCCCGACCUGCGGCGCCUCGACCUGCAGGAGAAGAGGAAGUACUACCAGUACAUCGUCAGGAU
Molecule: messenger RNA, 182 nt
Organism: Hyalella azteca
Lineage: Eukaryota; Metazoa; Arthropoda; Malacostraca; Amphipoda; Hyalellidae
Source: RefSeq, a predicted model, not a curated record